AUGGAUAGCCGCACCGCGGGUAGUCAGAACAGAGUAACGAAAGCGACGUUUAGUGUAACCAAUGGGACCAGUGUACUGGCUACGCUAGAUCCGCCGACUCUUUAUCUUCGGGGUGAUAUCCUAAUCAAGUGCUGCAGAAUCGGCGGCGGCCAUUUGUUUCUCUGUCAGUUCAACACGUGCGCAGUCGACAGUAAGGCCGAGUGUUUGUCGCUGCCCAGCGAAGAACUGGACUUCCCGGCAUCAGACAGGCUGCGCGUUGACUUCCAUUUCCUUCAAUUAGCCUCGUCUGCAAUUCUGCGUCAAGCGUCAGACACGGUAGUGGUGCGUUUGCAACAACAGAUGACACAAUUAGUCGACGAUGAUGAUGAUCCGUAUGACUCAUUCAACAACCCGGCUGAGGAUUACAUUAGGUGUACUGCUGUUGUUGACUUCGGUUUUCAGACACCAGAACAGCAGUACAUGAAAGUUGCUGGAACAGUCUUGAUGACUGGUUUUGUAUGCACCAGCGUGAUGAUUAAGCGAUGUGCCACGGCAAGUUCGGUCGUGGUCAUACUCUGCGGAGUUACACUGAGCACCGUUAAAAAACGUCCAGUAAUCGCGCUCGCUGCGCUUCGAGUUUCCGAGUUCGGUGCUGUGCAUGCCAACGUCUUAGAAAGGCCAUUUCCGCCGCUUGAACUCGAUUUGGAGGUUUCUCAGCAUGGUCCUCGACUCAUCACCGUAGGACUCGACAGCAGGCCUUUUGCGCGCCAAGCCAAGCGCGGUUCUGAUCGUCUCUCCCAGAUCAGGUAUCGGUAUGGGUAUCGCGGCAUCCGCGGUAACUGGUGCGACACGGAUCACGAGCAGACGGUAACUUACGAUCGCAAAGAGCCCGUCGACGACACGGUCGACUCGGGCGUGCACGGACUGACCGCCUGUGAGGCGGACGAACAACCGCUGGAGAGACCGGAGGUGAUCGAGAUCCAAAAACGAAACGCGUCCACCAUCAGCGCCGGAUUUCAGCCAGACGAGUCGACGACCAAAGCGACGGUAGCGUCCCGGAAUGCCUAUGGCAAUGGUCGGCGUGACUUCGAGGAAGAUGGUCGAGUAUCACACUCUUCGCCGUCGCUGCGAGCGACAAAGCGACCUUUCAGCCCGCUGCAACGGUGCGUUAGCCCUGGUUCGACGGGCGGCGGCGGUGAUCACGCCUUGAUUGACGUCGGUCUGGUCGGCGAGGACCGAUAUGACCCUCAGAGUCGUGCUUUCUCG
This is a messenger RNA of Soboliphyme baturini, 1245 nucleotides long. The record is from the annotation of a GenBank genome assembly. NCBI's taxonomy places the organism in Eukaryota, Metazoa, Nematoda, Enoplea, Dioctophymatida, Soboliphymatidae.